Manihot esculenta (cassava) is the source of this 1012-nucleotide messenger RNA. Its product is annotated as transcription factor bHLH84. The record is from RefSeq and is a predicted model, not a curated record. Gene Ontology annotation, molecular function: DNA-binding transcription factor activity, RNA polymerase II-specific; protein dimerization activity; RNA polymerase II cis-regulatory region sequence-specific DNA binding. The transcript has 5 exons. Gene Ontology annotation, cellular component: nucleus. Lineage: Eukaryota; Viridiplantae; Streptophyta; Magnoliopsida; Malpighiales; Euphorbiaceae. Gene Ontology annotation, biological process: regulation of transcription by RNA polymerase II. Bases 35 to 1012 code for a protein of 325 amino acids.
GUUUCUUCACAGGCUUAGGCUUCUACUUGUUGAUAUGGAGACUUUGGGAGCUUUUCCUGAUGGAGAAUGGGACUUCAGCAGAAUGUUUUCGACACAAGAUCAGCUUGACAUCACAAGUGAAUUGCUUGGUCAGUGUUCAUUUCCUGUCGGAAACGAAGAAGGGGUGCAGUUUGCAAAUCCGACAGCUUUUUUCUCAAACCCUGAAGCCAAUUUGAACAUGGCUGACGAAAAUAGUAGCAGCAGUAACUGUAGCAGUAGUGUCUUGAUUCCUUCUUUCAGACAAGAAACCUAUUUGUUUAGUGAUUCUAACAGUAUUCUGACAACAAAUGAUGAUUCUAUGUCCAUGGAUUUUUGUAUCAUGGAUGAGAAAAAUUCAGGAUCUUUUGUCGCAAUGUUUCCUGAAAUUGCAAUGACAGAAACAGAAACUGUCUGUAUAAAUGAACCAGGAGCUAAUUCUGUUCCUGCCAGGGAAUUGCAGCUGAAAAGAAUGCUUGAUUUCCCUGAAUCAGAAGCCAAUCCAUCAGGGAAUAAAAGAUCUCGAGUUACAAGAGAUGUGCAAAAGAGUAAGAAGAAAGUAACUUCCAGGAAAAACCAGAAGUUCAUUCCAGGAAACAAUGAGGAAAAUGGACAGAGCUCUAGCAGUUGCAGUUCAGAGGAAGACAAUGCUUCUCAGGAUUCUAACAGAGGAGCAUCUUCUGAUUCUAAAGUUUCUGAAACUCUCAAUUCCAAUGGCAAGACAAGAGCUAGUCGAGGAUCCGCCACAGAUCCCCAGAGCCUUUAUGCAAGGAAAAGAAGGGAGAGGAUAAACGAGAGAUUGAGAAUCUUGCAGAAUCUUGUUCCUAAUGGAACAAAAGUUGAUAUCAGUACAAUGCUAGAGGAGGCAGUCCAUUAUGUAAAGUUUCUGCAGCUCCAGAUCAAGCUUUUGAGCUCUGAUGAUCUGUGGAUGUACGCACCUAUUGCUUACAAUGGAAUGGACAUUGGCCUCAAUCAGAAGAUCUCAAUGCUUCUAUGA